Molecule: messenger RNA, 454 nt
Organism: Haliotis rubra (blacklip abalone)
Lineage: Eukaryota; Metazoa; Mollusca; Gastropoda; Lepetellida; Haliotidae
Exons: 3
Coding region: 122-454 (110 amino acids)
Source: RefSeq, a predicted model, not a curated record
GAAGUCGAUACAUAUGCGAUGAGAAACAAUUAUUACCCUUUCUUGAUCUCCAUUUAUGUGAAUCUGAUAUCGAUGAUAUUUGCAUGAUUAAGAUGCAGAAUAUAUUUGUAGCAGACGAAGAAUGCCUGGCAACAAGAGCUUAACGAGAAGUUUGGGAACUAAGACUGCAUUCUCAAGAAACGGGGAUCUGCAGCCCUUCAGGAACCAAGAUGAGUCUGAUUUGGGAGGCGUCAGUGGCAAUCAUCAGCGCAUACCACAUGUACCAGAUGUACAUGGGGAGCCACAAGAGAUUGUCUCACCAGGGCCAGUUCAGACCCACCUGUUGAUCACAUCUCUCCUAGAACAGAUGUGCGUCAUGGCUGUUAAGGAUCCACACAUGGCGGAUCAACUUUUUAACAAGAUAUGUCAACAGUUGGCAAAGUUGAGGGUUAUCUCCUCUGACCUUCACAGAUGA